CAGCCACUCCUUUCACAUCUUAUAAUCUUAUUAUAUGCCUCUGUUUUUCGUAAAAUUAACUCGGUGGAAGAUUUUUAAGCACCAUCAUGUUAGCCUUCAAGAUUUCUGGCUAUCUUUACUUGGUUUGCCUGCUCUUUCUCUUUAGGUUCAGUAGCUCCGUGAAUUAUCUUUACCGUAUCUGCCCAAAUACAACUACAUACAGUCCUAAUAGCACCUAUAGAUCCAACUUGAAUCAGCUUUUCCUUGCUCUAUCCUCAAAUGCUACCCGGGACAAUGGAUUUUACAGCUACACGGUGGGUCGUGGCCCUCCUGACAGAAUCGAGGGCCUUUUCCUUUGUAGGGGUGAUGUUACUUCUGACGUUUGUGAAGAGUGUGUAAGAAACGCAACUACGGAUAUCUUACAACGUUGUCCCAACGAAAAAGAAGCAGUUAUCUGGUACGAUGAGUGCAUGUUACGUUACUCAAAUAUAUCCAUAUUCUCCAGGUCUGAACAAAAUAUAAGACUCAUCAUGAGGAACACCCAGAAUAUCACUGGUCAACCUGAUAGAUUCAGAACUGUGUUGGCGGCUACCUUGAAUGAAUUAGCAACAGAAGCAGCAAAUGAUCUCCCUGGUAAAAAAUUUGCUACCAGACAAGCUAAUUUCACAGCAUUUCAGACAUUGUACACUCUGGCGCAGUGCACCCCUGAUCUUUCGAGCGGUCAAUGCAAUACCUGCCUUCAAGACUGUAUCUCGAAUUUCCCGGCAUGUUGUGAUCUUAAUCUAGGAGCAAGAGUAAAUUUCGCCAGCUGUAAUAUGAGGUAUGAGAUGUACCACUUUUAUAAUUCUACUUUGGCCCCUGCACCAGCACCAACACCGCCUAAUCGACCCCCGCCUACAACCAGUGAAGGAAAUGGGGGAAUGUCAAGACAAGUUAUUAUUGCGAUAGUUGUUCCAAUUGUUGUUUCCUUAGUGAUUUUCUUCAUAGGCUGCUUCCUUUUGACAAGGAGAGCAAAGCGGAAACGUUACGAUGCUGUCAACGAGGAAAAUGACGAAGGAAAUGAUAUUUCGACAAUUGAAUCCUUGCAAUAUGAUUUGAACACUGUUGAGCUUGCAACCAACAACUUUUCUCCUGAUAACAAGAUUGGUGAAGGUGGAUUUGGAAGUGUUUACAAGGGUACUUUUUUGAAUGGACAAGAAAUAGCUGUAAAGAGACUUUCUAAAAAUUCAGGGCAAGGUGCUAAGGAAUUUAAGAACGAAGUUGUUCUUGUGGCCAAGCUUCAACACAGAAAUCUAGUAAGACUACUUGGGUUUUGCUUAGAAGGAGAAGAAAAGAUACUCAUCUACGAAUUCGUGCCCAAUAAAAGCCUCGAUUACUUUCUAUUUGAUCCAGAGAAACGGGAAUUGUUGGAUUGGUCAAAACGUUACAAGAUCAUAGGAGGAAUAGCACGUGGAUUGGUUUACCUUCAUGAAGAUUCUCGUCUACGAAUUAUACAUCGCGAUCUCAAAACUAGCAAUAUAUUAUUAGAUGAAGACAUGAACCCAAAAAUAUCGGAUUUUGGCAUGGCGAGAAUUUUUGGCGUUGAUCAAUCUCAAGGAAAUACAAGUAGGAUUGUUGGGACAUAUGGUUACAUGUCUCCGGAGUAUGCAAUGCAUGGCCACUUUUCCGUGAAGUCAGAUGUUUUUAGUUUUGGCGUCUUGGUUUUGGAAAUCAUAAGUGGCAAAAAGAAUAGUAGCUUCUACGAAUCAGAUGGUGCCGAGGAUCUCAUAAGCUAUGCUUGGAAGCUUUGGAGAGACAACAAACCCCUGGAAUUGAUAGAUUCGACGCUGCAAAACUCAUAUGCUAGGAAUGAAGUAAUUCGAUGCAUCCAAAUUGGCUUAUUGUGUGUUCAAGAAGAUGUUGAUGAACGACCAAACAUGGCUUCUAUACUUUUGACGCUCAAUAGUUAUUCAGCCACUCUUGCUGUUCCCAGCAAACCUGCAUUUUUUAUCCAUAGUAGAACACAUAACAUGCCCAAAGUGCAAGAUUCAGACAAAUCCACGUCAACCUCAACAGCCUUCUCUAUAAAUGAAGCAUCAAUUACUGAUUUAUAUCCGAGAUAGAAUAUUGUCAUCAAAAGCACAAGAAAUAAAUAAGACUUUGUGUUGUAAAAAUUUUGUUAGUGGACUAGUUAAUUAUGAUUUUUCUACUCUGUUUAUCCUUUUAGGAUUACCUUUGCUCCCAUGGAUCAGAAAAUCCCCUCCAUAUCGUUGAAGUCGUGUUUGUUAUAUAAUAUUGAAUAGAGUGAUAAACUAAAUUUUAAUUCA
Messenger RNA from Olea europaea var. sylvestris, 2285 nucleotides. RefSeq names its product cysteine-rich receptor-like protein kinase 10. The coding region runs from base 87 to 2081 and encodes 664 amino acids. Gene Ontology annotation, biological process: protein phosphorylation. The record is from RefSeq and is a predicted model, not a curated record. Lineage: Eukaryota; Viridiplantae; Streptophyta; Magnoliopsida; Lamiales; Oleaceae. The transcript is spliced from 7 exons. Gene Ontology annotation, molecular function: ATP binding; protein kinase activity.